UGAGCUAGGAGAGCGGCCGAGGAGCGCGGGGCCGGUUCGGUUCAACCCCGCGCGCUGGGCGGCCAGUGCCUGUGACGCCGCGCCGCUGUAGCGCUCCCAGGCCGGCCCGGCGCGUGCGCAGAGCUCGGCCCGGCACUGCAGGGGGAGCCCCGGUAACUGAGCCCGGCUCCGGGCCCCCACCCCGCUGCCGGGGGUACAACCUGCUGCCGGCGGGCGGGCGGGCCUGGCAUUUCCGCGGCGCCCCAGCGCCACGCCCGGCUCCCGUGUAGGCCUAGCAUGGUGGAACGGGGCGAAGGGAAGCGGCCCGAGCCUGCUGCCUUCGAAAGACUAGUUCUCAGGAACGCUUCUGAGCACCACUACAUGAAGAUCUGUUUAGAAUUUCAAGGAGGUGGAAUUAGAUUGAACGCUGCUCAUUUCAAGCAACUUAUUAUUUCAGCACUGAAGGAAUUGCAUGGGGAGGUUGGUGCAGCCUUGCCCGUUGAUGUCUUAACAUAUGAGGAAAAAACCUUAUCUGCAAUACUAAGAGUUCCUAGCAGUGGCCUUGUCAAGCUGUGGAGUGCUCUAACACUGCUGGGCUCCUACCAGAACAGGAAGUGUGCUUUCAGAGUGAUACAGACCUCUCCAUUUCUCCUUGCAUUAUCUGGGAACAGUAGAGAACUCAUCCUGGAUUGAAUACACAGGAGACAUGGUUGGACUGUAAGAAGCAGACGUUGCUCAAGAUGUUGGCACUACUCAGACCUAGAAUUUUUGG
Messenger RNA from Mauremys reevesii (Reeves's turtle), 751 nucleotides. RefSeq names its product ribonuclease P/MRP subunit p14 (gene RPP14). NCBI's taxonomy places the organism in Eukaryota, Metazoa, Chordata, Testudines, Geoemydidae. The record is from RefSeq and is a predicted model, not a curated record. Gene Ontology annotation, cellular component: ribonuclease P complex. The coding region runs from base 277 to 672 and encodes 131 amino acids. Gene Ontology annotation, biological process: tRNA 5'-leader removal. The transcript has 5 exons.